CACAAAUGCCCUCUCCGGUCCUCCCCAGACUCUUGUUUGCCAUAGAGACGCGCAUUUGCCGGUUCCAGAGCGUCGCAAACAAGAACCCGGAAGUCGGCCUCGCAUAGUGCAGUUCUAUAACGCUCUAUGGUGCGCAGGUGGUGGUGGGGGGGGCAGGGAGAAGACGGAAAGAAACAACAUAAUUCUUUUCCCCCCCAGAACCACCACCACCGUUAAGAGUUGAAGAAUGGCGCAAAUGGACUUCUCAAAUGUGACCCAUGAUGUAUUCAAUUUCACCCUUCAUACCACCCUGGCCCUCACCACAAAACUAGUGCUUCCUACACCUGCCAAACCAAUCCUCCCAGUGCAAACUGGCGUCCAGGCUCAACAGGAAGAACAAUCGAGUGGCAUGACUAUAUUCUUUAGUCUCCUUGUAUUAGCUAUUUGCAUCAUAUUGGUGCAUUUAUUGAUAAGAUACAGACUGCAUUUUUUGCCGGAGAGUGUUGCUGUUGUUUCUUUAGGUAUCUUGAUGGGUGCAGUUAUAAAAAUUAUAGAAUCUCAAAAGCUGGCCAACUGGAAGGAGGAAGAAAUGUUUCGUCCUAAUAUGUUUUUUCUUCUUUUACUUCCGCCGAUUAUAUUUGAAUCUGGGUAUUCAUUGCACAAAGGAAACUUCUUCCAAAACAUAGGUUCCAUCACCUUGUUUUCUGUGAUUGGGACAGCUAUUUCAGCUUUCAUAGUUGGCGGAGGAAUUUACUUUCUUGGUCAGGCUGAUGUAAUUUAUAAACUGAAUAUGACUGACAGUUUUGCCUUUGGCUCCUUGAUCUCUGCUGUUGAUCCAGUAGCUACUAUUGCUAUCUUUAAUGCUCUUAAUGUGGACCCUGUGCUUAACAUGCUGGUCUUUGGAGAAAGCAUUCUCAAUGAUGCAGUCUCAAUUGUCCUGACAAAUACAGCAGAAGGUUUGACGAGAGAACAUACAUCUGAUGUAAGUGGAUGGCAAACCUUUUUACAAGCACUGGCUUACUUUCUGAAGAUGUUCUUUGGUUCUGCAGCACUGGGGACACUGACUGGUCUUAUUUCUGCAUUAGUACUGAAACAUAUUGAUUUACGAAAAACUCCUUCCCUUGAGUUUGGAAUGAUGAUUAUCUUUGCAUAUCUUCCUUAUGGACUUGCAGAAGGAAUUUCUCUCUCAGGUAUCAUGGCUAUCUUGUUUUCCGGCAUCGUAAUGUCUCAUUACACCCAUCAUAAUCUUUCUCCGGUUACACAGAUCCUAAUGCAGCAGACUCUGAGAACUGUUGCAUUCAUGUGUGAAACAUGUGUUUUUGCAUUUCUGGGCCUGUCAAUUUUUAGCUUCCCUCACAAGUUUGAAAUGUCCUUUGUCAUCUGGUGCAUAGUGCUUGUCCUUUUUGGUAGAGCAGUCAAUAUUUUCCCCCUCUCUUAUUUGCUCAAUUUCUUCCGUGAUCACAAGAUCACUCCCAAAAUGAUGUUCAUCAUGUGGUUUAGUGGCUUACGUGGGGCAAUUCCAUAUGCCUUGAGCCUCCACUUGGGCCUGGAACCAAUUGAGAAGCGGCAGUUGAUUGGCACUACCACAAUCAUCAUUGUGCUGUUCACAAUCUUAUUGCUGGGUGGAGGAACAAUGCCUUUAAUCAGGCUGAUUGACAUUGAAGACUCUAAAGCCCGGCGGAAGAACAAGAAGGAUAUCAAUCUCAGCAAAACAGAGAAAAUGGGAAACACCAUUGAAUCUGAACACUUAUCUGAACUGACAGAGGAAGAAUAUGAAGCUCAUUAUAUAAAGCGGCAGGAUCUCAAAGGCUUUAUGUGGCUUGAUGUCAAAUAUUUGAAUCCUUUCUUUACCAGACGGCUCACCCAAGAGGACCUACAUCACGGGCGCAUACAGAUGAAAAGCCUCACCAACAAAUGGUACGAGGAGGUACGACAAGGACCUUCUGGAUCAGAAGAUGAUGAGCAGGAGUUGCUGUAGCAGGCUUUUGGGUGUGCACGCUUCUGCUGACAUCUCCAACUUUAAUUUUAAGGCAGACACUCACACACAUACCAUGUACAACUUGGUAAGGUUGUUGUCAAGUGACUCUUUGUCCAAUAUAAAGUUGUGUCUUGUGCUGGAAUGCAAGAUCAUCUCUAAUGCCAUUUUUUAAAACUCUUUUGAAAUUAUGGCACCUGUUCAGGCAGCAAUUAUCCCAAAUACACUGGGAUAAUUAAUGGAUAAUAGGAUAAUUAGAAACAUGGGUGGCACUGUCUGUGAUUUUCGGCUGUAAAUGUACGUUAAAGAAAAUUCUGUAGAAGAGCUUUAAAAAAAUUUUUAGUGCACUUUACUGUACUUUUGCCAAUAUAUUGGCCCUGUACCGGAAGGACAAUGCUGUGAAUUUAUAUUGAUGGUAAGCAAGUAAGUGAUUAUUUAAGGCCUAUCUCUUGCUCUUUAAAUAUUUAAUGAACUCAGGGUACAGAGUGACAGAAAACAGAAGCAGCUAAUUAAAGCCCCUUGGCCUUUGGGAUUUUUAGAAAUGUUUGUUCCAAUUUGUUAUUUCUAAGUUUGAAACAAGUUGACACACAGUUCCAUACCAUAACUACAGAUCAUUUGGUUACAGAAUAAAGUUUUAUUUGAAAUCUA
This is a messenger RNA of Pantherophis guttatus, 2602 nucleotides long. RefSeq names its product solute carrier family 9 member A8 (gene SLC9A8). Gene Ontology annotation, molecular function: potassium:proton antiporter activity; sodium:proton antiporter activity. The record is from RefSeq and is a predicted model, not a curated record. Gene Ontology annotation, biological process: proton transmembrane transport; sodium ion transport; regulation of intracellular pH. Lineage: Eukaryota; Metazoa; Chordata; Lepidosauria; Squamata; Colubridae. Gene Ontology annotation, cellular component: membrane.